AUGCUGCUCGUCCGGGCGCGUCGGCGCAAGGUGAUAUCGACGGGGGACCGACAGCGACCGCGGUAUCGCGCCGCGACACCGCUAGGCCGUCACUUCUUGAGCGAGAGUGAUAUACUCGACCGCUCCACUGCUGGGUCAUCGGUGGUUCCGCAUGCCCAGAUGUACCGUCGGGGAUUUGGCAGCAAGUCUGACGACGCUCGGGUGCUCCAGCGGCCGGGAAUCCAGCCUCUCUCGCCAAGAGGCGCAACGCUCGCUCACUGGCAGCUGGCUGAAAGGUUCGGCACAUCGCGCUACAAGGGCGGCAAGCAGAAACAGCAGGAGCUCGAGGAGCAGCUUGCGACCUUUUCGCGCUUGCGCGACGCCGCACGCAUCUCCUACGAUUGGGAAACGCACGAAUUGCUUUUACGCGCGCUGUGGCGCUCCUGCUUUGGCCCCGGCAACGCCUCUACCUUCAAGCCGCGCUCUGAGCGCUGGAGGGAGCUCGGGUUUCAGGGUCCAGACCCGACAACGGACUUCCGUGGCGCUGGCGUCAUGGGCCUUCGACAUCUGCUGACGGUGGUCAACUCUGGACGCGCGCCGUCCACAGCAACGGGCUUUCCGCUGGCGGUGGCCUCCAUCAACGCGACGGGGAUGUUGCAGGCUUACUUUGGCCUCAACCCUCACGGGAUCCACCUGGAGCUCGUGGUGCACCUUGGCAACGUGUGGGACGAGCGCGCCAAGCCCAAUGUGAUGGACUUCCCGCUGGUGCUGGACGAGGCCUGCGCUGACCUCCACGAGGUGCUCUUGGAGGUUGCCGAGGUGACGGAGGGGCCGCUCGGCGAGGCCGUGGCCGAGGCGCUCGCCGCUCGCCGCAAGUCCCUCGUCUCUGACCUCGUCGCCCACCUCUGGACCACGGUGGGCGAGAACUGCGGUACUAACGCGCCGCCAGCCACGCCGGAGAGCACCGGCCGCAUCGCGAGCCUGUGGUGA
Molecule: messenger RNA, 969 nt
Organism: Emiliania huxleyi CCMP1516
Lineage: Eukaryota; Haptophyta; Isochrysidales; Noelaerhabdaceae
Exons: 3
Coding region: 1-969 (322 amino acids)
Source: RefSeq, a predicted model, not a curated record